Messenger RNA from Lytechinus variegatus (green sea urchin), 4914 nucleotides. RefSeq lists its product as uncharacterized. The record is from RefSeq and is a predicted model, not a curated record. Bases 1 to 4224 code for a protein of 1407 amino acids. Lineage: Eukaryota; Metazoa; Echinodermata; Echinoidea; Temnopleuroida; Toxopneustidae. The transcript is spliced from 7 exons.
AUGGAUGCAAGUGAGGAGAAUUCAAGGCUUGGGAGGCUUCUGAACCAUGCAGAAACAAAUGCUGAGAGGAACUGCAGGGUGAAGGUCAUAGCAAUUCAAAAUGUGCCUCAUUUGUGCAUAUUUAGCAUAAGCCAAGUUCUAUGUGGCACAGAGCUUUUGUAUGAUUAUGGAUUUAAAAAGGGGGAGGAACCAUGGAAACAGCUGGCAUCAAGUACUCGAGAGUCUCCCACCAUCCAAGUGCUGGCAUCAAGUACUCGAGAGUCUCCCACCAACAAAGAGCUGGCAUCAAGUACUAGAGAGUCUCCCACCAACAAAGAGCUGGCAUCAAGUACUAGAGAAUCUCCCACCAACAAAGAGCUGGCAUCAAGUACUCGAGAGUCUCCCACCAACAAAGAGCUGGCAUUAACUACUCGAGAGUCUCCCACCGACCAAGCGCUGGCAUCAAGUAUUCGAGAGUCUCCCAAAAACAAAGAGCUGGCAUCAAGUACUCGAGAGUCUCCCACCAACAAAGAGCUGGCAUCAAGGACUAGAGAGUCUCCCACCAACAAAGAGCUGGCAUCAAGUACUCGAGAGUCUCCCCCCAACAAAGAGCUGGCAUCAAGUACUCGAGAGUCUCCCACCAACAAAGAGCUGGCAUCAAGUACUCGAGAGUCUCCCCCCAACAAAGAGCUGGCAUCAAGUACUCGAGAGUCUCCCACCAACAAAGAGCUGGCAUCAAGUACUCGAGAGUCUCCCACCAACAAAGAGCUGGCAUCAAGUACUAGAGAGUCUCCCACCAACAAAGAGCUGGCAUCAAGUACUCGAGAGUCUCCCACCAACAAAGAGCUGGCAUUAACUACUCGAGAGUCUCCCACCGACCAAGCGCUGGCAUCAAGUAUUCGAGAGUCUCCCACCAACAAAGAGCUGGCAUCAAGUACUCAAGAGUCUCCCACCAACAAAGAGCUGGCAUCAAGGACUAGAGAGUCUCCCACCAACAAAGAGCUGGCAUCAAGUACUCGAGAGUCUCCCCCCAACCAAGCGCUGGCAUCAAGUACUCGAGAGUCUCCCACCAACAAACAGCUGGCAUCAAGUACUCGAGAGUCUCCCACCAACAAAGAGCUGGCAUCAAGUACUCGAGAGUCUCCCCCCAACCAAGCGCUGGCAUCAAGUACUCGAGAGUCUCCCACCAACAAAGAGCUGGCAUCAAGAACUAGAGAGUCUCCCACCUACCAAGCCCUGGCAUCAAGUAUUCGAGAGUCUCCCACUAACAAAGGGCUGGCAUCAAGUACUCGAGAGUCUCCCACCAACAAAGGGCUGGCAUCAAGUACUCGAGAGUCUCCCACCAACAAAGAGCUGGCAUCAAGUACUCGAGAGUCUCCCACCGACCAAGCGCUGGCAUCAAGUACUCGAGAGUCUCCCACCAACAAAGAGCUGGCAUCAAGGACUAGAGAGUCUCCCACCAACAAAGAGCUGGCAUCAAGGACUAGAGAGUCUCCCACCGACCAAGCGCUGGCAUCAAGUGUUCGAGAGUCUCCCACCAACAAAGGGCUGGCAUCAAGUACUCGAGAGUCUCCCAUCAACAAAGGGCUGGCAUCAAGUACUCAAGAGUCUCCCACCGACCAAGCGCUGGCAUCAAGUAUUCGAGAGUCUCCCACCAACAAAGAGCUGGCAUCAAGUACUCGAGAGUCUCCCACUAACAAAGAGCUGGCAUCAAGUAAAAAACAGUCGCCUACUGACCAAAAGGUGGCAUCAAGUACAUUGCAGUCACCUAUCCAAUGUAGCUCAGUAUCCGACUCAUCAAGCAGUUCUGAGUCUGCUUCUGAUUCAGGUGAUGAGUGGGCUCCUUUAGAUAGAAUCCCUGAAACAGAUGAAUCAGAUUAUGAUAGUGAUGAUGAACCCAUUCCUUGUAAGAGAAAAUUCAGAGAUUACAACAACAACAACAACAAAAAAGUUUUGCAGAUAUCGCAAGCCGAAAACAAGUUAUUUGAUUUGAAACCCAUCAAAACAGAAGACCGUCACCAUACUCUUUUCCCGAGUAAUCAGAUCAGAACAUCAGAUCAUGGAAAUCAGCCAUCAGAGAAGAAAGAUGAGCACAAAGUGACUAAUCAUGCAAGAACAAAUAAGCAAACAAGAUACAGGAAACCACAUAGGUAUUGUAUCUUUUGUGGGCAGAUGUUUUCUAAACUAUCUGAUCACAUACAAAAGAAGCAUGGAGAUCACGAGCGAGUGAAAAUUGCAAUGCAACUACCCAAGAAGCAUAGAGUUGCGGAGAUAAGAAAGAUGAGGAAAGAAGGAAUCCUACUUCAAAAUAAACUUGAGGCCAAGAAGGAAUCUCCUGCCUACAAGAGGGAGCGCUUGUCAAAAAAAGGUUCAGAGCCUGUAAUGUGUGCGAUAUGCACUGGAUUUUUUGCAAGAACGUACAUUACCAGACACAUGCGAAAGUGUGCAAAGGAAAGUGAGUCCGCAAUUCAUGGAGCUGGCUUGCCUGUCAGCAUGCUUAGGCAUGAGGAAAUCUUAGCUCAAGAUACUGAUUUUGUUACAAACAUAGUAUCAAGAUUUCGAAAGGGCAACCGAUCCAGCCAACUUUGCACAACGGAUCCUGUCUUGUUGAAAAUUGGUAGAAGGCUGUGGAUGAAAGAGAAGAGAAAACAAAGUAAACACGCAGAAGUAAGAAAAUCUGUAAUGUCGGAUAUGAGACGACUGGCAAAUUUGUAUUUGCACAUGAAAGAGAGUGAGCAAACCCUUGGGAAAUUACCUACAGAUGAUGGGAAUAUUGCAGAUUUAUUUAAACGAAAUAAUUUCGGCCAUCUUGAGGAAGCCAUUAACACAUGCACAACAGUUGAAGAUUCAGACUCACUUAAAGAUGGAAGAUCACUGAAAGCUGGCCUCAAGCUGGGAUUGUACUAUCUAUUGAAGGCAUCUAGCAAAAUCUUGAAAGGCUUGUAUCUGAUCGAAGAUGAUGACGAGGGUGAUAUGAAAGCAGGAGAGAUUGAUAAGUUUCUUUCCGUAUUAGAGCUCAAUUACAACAUGAUCUUUGGAGAUGCCAUGUAUGCCCUCCAGCAAGGCAGACAGGAAAAACUUAGGAGACCAGAGUCAGCUCCAAAUGACGAUGAUAUUCGUAGAGUUCGAGACUACACUGCUGCUCAAAUCAAACAGCUUGUCAGUGAAAGAUAUGCCUUCCCAGAUUUACAUCUUUAUACGAGCCUACGUAACAAUGUAACUUGCAGACUCACUUUAUUCAACGCUAGAAGGGGUGGGGAGCCCAGCCGGUUGUUACUGAAAGAGUGGGAAGAUGCUGACAAAGGUGCUUGGCUAGACAAGUGCCAGAUUGGUGGUUUGGAUGAAAUAGACAAGGCACUGGCCAGCAAGCUGAAGAUUGCCUACCAAAGUGGAAAGGGAGUGAAGCAUUUGGUAUCAGUCCUCUUUCCUGAAGACACUCAUGAAGCGAUGCAUAUCCUUGCUGAUGAAGAGAUUAGGCGGGAGGUUGGAAUAUCUCCCACAAACCGUUUCAUGUUUCCAAGUACAGGGGCUUCUAAUGACCACGUAUCUGGCUGGCAUGCCGUCAAUAGCGUUUGUCAACAACUCAAACUGACAGAACCAGAAAACAUGACGGCAACCAAAAAUCGACACAGAGUGAGCACAAUUUUUUCACUGAUGGAUGUCCCUGAAAUGGAUAGGGGUUACAUAUACAAGCAUCUUGGUCAUUCAGAGGAAACGAAUAAGAAUAUCUACCAAGCCCCAUUGGCAGUAAAAGCUCUGACUGUUGUUGGACGGCGCCUGAUGGACAUUGAUGAAGCCGGAUCAUCUGUUGGUGUACCAACCCUUGGACCUCUUUCUCCUCCUAGAGUCCCACAGAGUCCCACUAAGGAACGCCUUGAUCCUCAAAAUUCAUCACGAUGUAAUGAUGGAGCUGGAUCAUCUGGUGGUGUAUCAGCCCCUGGACCUCUUUGUCCUCCUAGGAAAAAUCCUACCCUGGUACCCCUCAAUCGUCAGGAAGAUUCAUCAAGAGAACGGAGGUACACGAGAUGGGAGUCUGGGGAAACGGCUCAACUAAAAGAGUUCUUCAAAGAAUAUUUCACAUCAACUCAAACAAAACUUCCAUCAAGAGCAGAAAUUAGAAAAUUCAAAAUGAGAUUUCCAGCCUUCAGACAUGAUGUAAGGACCAUAGCAACCAAGGUCAUGAACGAGGUGCGGAAGACCGAACGACUGACAGAGGAAAGAGUCAAACGACUUGGGAUAAGUUAAUGAGGUGAUGGGCUAACAGGUUAAUCGGGACAUUUCUGGUAACAUUAACAUGCAUCUUUUAGGAUAGAUUCAGGAUUGUGCUUAGAAUAAAAUAAACUUACAGUCUUCAUAAAUCCCUUUUGAGUGUUUUCAACAAUCCAAUUAGUGAAGUCUUUCUAUAUGAGCUCACCUGAGCCGAAGGCUUAUAACUGCACAGAUGCUCGUCCCUGCAAAAACUGUCGGCUCAUGGGCAACAGAGCAUGCGGAUAGUGAUUAAUCACCUAAAUAUUAGCUGUGGGGUCAUGCUUGUUAUCAAUUAUUUUAUGGUACUUUGAUGAAUUGUGUUAGGGUCCCUUACAAUCAAGUGGGUGGAGCAUUGGAGGAGUACCCUCUCAUGAUCGAGCUAUGAGGAUUUUGAAUAAAAUAAUGCAUGCAAACAUAUUUUUGAAAUGUGAUUCAGGCAAUUGCAGGGGCAGAGGUAGUUGAUGUCAGAUUUGCUGGCAGGAUUAAGAGUACAUAGGGCCCACAGGGCAACAGUUUGUUCAGGGGUGACCAUUUGGUAGGCAAGUCAGAGGAUCUCUCAAUCAAAUUUAUUGAUAAAAUACUACUAGAGGCAUAGGAUUGAAAGUUGCUCAAUUGAAGCAUGUGGUAAUUACUAAUUUGCAAUUACAUAUGACAAUUGCAUGACAUCAGGUGAGCACCAGGCCCCUG